Rosa rugosa (rugosa rose) is the source of this 716-nucleotide messenger RNA. RefSeq lists its product as uncharacterized. The transcript has a single exon. Lineage: Eukaryota; Viridiplantae; Streptophyta; Magnoliopsida; Rosales; Rosaceae. Bases 275 to 643 code for a protein of 122 amino acids. The record is from RefSeq and is a predicted model, not a curated record.
UAAGGCUAGAACCUCUCAUAUUUCUCUCCUCUCUGAGAGAUACAUAUUCUAAAUUCCCAACCAUAACAAUCAGAAAAGACCAUCCUAACUACAAAAGCUCUCAGAUUACAUAUAUAUAUCAAACACUUCGCAGACCUUGUUGAAGCAACCCCUAGUUGGAAACCCACUUUCUGCAACAUCAUUACGACGAUCAAACCCAACUAGGAAAAAAGAACACCACCUUUCUUGAUUCUCUGCAAAUAUUGGAAUAAAAGAAGGAAGAAAGACCAGAAACAUGGAGAUUGAGAUGGUCAAGUGCGAGUGUUGUGGACUAAAAGAGGAUUGCACGCAAGACUACAUCACUCAAGUGAAAGCGAAAUUCGACGGCAAAUGGCUCUGUGGGUUGUGCUCGGAAGCAGUAAGAGACGAGGUUAGCAAAGGCAAGAAGCCAUUCGGCAUGGAAGAAGCUGUGAGAGCUCACAUGUCAUUUUGUGCAAAAUUCAAAUCCAACCCUGCAGUUCGAGUUGCAGAUGGGAUGAGGCAGAUGCUUAGAAGAAGGUCAGACAUGUCCUCAUCAUCGUCAUCUUCGUCUUCAUCGAAGAAGUAUACAAGAUCAUCAAGCACAUCCCAAGUGGGUGAUUCGUCUUCUUUCUCAUUGUACUAAUUCAGACAGAGUUGGCCGGCAGGGCAUGUUAGUUUCUUGGUUGAAAUAAUAUAUUAAGGUAGUGUUUCUUGUA